GAGGAAGAUUCCAGUGUCGCGUUACAUCCUGUUACGUCACAAUCUCUUGUUUUAUCAAUUGUUUAAAAUAUGUCAUUAGCUGACGAACUUUUGGCUGAUCUUGAAGGAGCUGAAACAUCUGAAGAAUUAAUAACUGACUCAAAUUUACACGAACUAGAGGAUGUUACUAUGUUAAGUGUAACCAAAUCAGACGAUUUUCAGUCCAAUGGAUCAGCUUCAGGAUUUAAAAAUAUAUUUAAAACCGCUUCUUCUUUCGCUGAUGCUCCGAUAACGGCUUAUGCCAAGUUAAGAAACAGUGAUAGAUUGACCAAUGUAAUGGCGGAUCUUGAUCGUUUUGCAAAACAAAAGAAACGUGAUCGAAUUCAUGGUCCUGUCGAAGCUGAUCCAGAAUAUCAAUGUAUUGUCGAAGCUAAUAAUCUUAUGGUGGAAAUUGACAAUGAAAUUAAUAUUAUUCAUAAAUAUGUUAGAGAUCUGUAUUCAAUGCGAUUCCCUGAACUUGAAUCUCUCGUACCAGGUCUUCUGGAUUAUUUAAAAAUUGUACUGGUUUUAGGAAAUGAUAUACUUGAACGUUCCAAACAAACAGAUCUACUUGCUUCUUUUCUAACUCCAGCGACAAUUAUGGUUGUAUCAGUCACUGCAUCAACCACUCAAGGGUCAUCUUUAACAUCAGAUCAAUUAUCCCGUAUUAUUGAAGCAUGUACUAUGGCAAUUGAAUUACAAGAAAUGCGUGUUACAAUGUUAGCUUAUGUAGAAUCACGCAUGUCAUUUAUCGCUGCAAAUACUAGCAUUCUAGUAGGUGCAUCAACAGCAGCGAAAUUAAUGGGUCAUGCUGGUGGUUUAACUGCACUUACUAAAAUGCCAUCAUGUAAUAUACUUGUGCUGGGUGCACAAAAGCGUCUGUUGUCCGGAUUUAGUAAUACGUCAGUUCUACCACAUACAGGAUACAUUUUUAAUUCAGAAAUUGUGCAAAAAUUACCUCCAGAUUUACGGCUUAAAGCUGCUCGAUUGAUAGCGAAUAAAGUGGCGUUAGCAGCACGAGUAGAUUUAUUUCAUGAAUCUCCCGAUGGACAUGUUGGUGAAAAGCUUUUAUUAGAAAUUGAACGAAAAUUUGAUAAAUGGCAAGAACCACCUCCAGUAAAAACAAUUAAAGCUUUACCAGCUCCAAUCGAUCCACCUGCUAAAAAACGAGGUGGUCGACGUUAUCGAAAAAUGAAGGAGCGUUUAGGUAUGAGUGAACUAAGACGAUCAGCAAAUCGAAUACAAUUUGGUGAAAUCACUGAUGAUGCUUAUCAAAGUGAUUUAGGCUUUUCAUUAGGAUCACUUGGUCAACGUGGUAUAGCAGGACGUUUACGUGCUCCUCAGGCUGAUUCAAAAACAAAAGCUCGUGUAAGCAAAGCAUUACAACAGAAAUUAUCCAAAUUUGGUGGUAUGUCCACUAUGCCUACUACUGCAUUGGGUGCUGCAAGUUGGGGUGGGAAUUCUACUGUACGUAAACAUGUCGCUGGUACUUCAUCAUCGAUUGCAUUCACUCCACUACAGGGUCUUGAAAUUGUCAAUCCACAAGCUGCAGAAAAACCAAUGGAAGUUGGUAAUAAAUAUUUCAGUAGUACUUGUGGUUUUACAAAAAUUCAACCGAAAUUGAAAAAUGGAGUAUAAAUAAAGUUGGAAAAAUAGAUGGAGAUACAAAAAAAAAAUAACGGUUGAUUCCCAAUAUGUAAAUUAAAACAAAAAUGGUAAUUAAUGUACAUUUUUAAAGAUGAAAUCAAACAUUUAAUGAAUGUUUCAUCUUUCAUAAUCUAAAUGCAUUGUGAAUGUAUUUACCACUAUAGAAAAAUUGUAUAUUUUGACUCAUGUAAUAUAAAAGUACAUACAUAAAAGUCUUUCA
This is a messenger RNA of Schistosoma margrebowiei, 1885 nucleotides long. Lineage: Eukaryota; Metazoa; Platyhelminthes; Trematoda; Strigeidida; Schistosomatidae. The record is from the annotation of a GenBank genome assembly.